UUGGCGGAGAGCCGCAAGCGUCAUGCUGCUCGUUUGACUUCCUUCGGAGUGAGGCAAUGGCAACGAACGUUGGCAUGAAGGAAAUCAGACGGGGGUUCUGCUCAGAUUGCUCGUGUAAAGAGCUCUACCAGGACCCCUGCACGGUGGAACGCACCACCCUGAGUGCUGAGCUUACUGCGGCCACCCGCACACGGCCCACAACGAACUCGCUAAAGGUGGAUGCACAGCUUCGGUUCCAUAACACGAUCGUCGCCAUGCUGGGAAAACUGGAGGAGGUAAAAGGCGCCUUUUGCGGAGACAACCCGACAACAUUCUUGAACGUUAAGACCAUUCUCCGGUCUCGAUUGGCCAGGAGUUCUCUCAUCACCUAUGGACGAUUUUACCCCUGACGAAGAAGUUCCAGGACCCAAGACUUUCUUCGGUUCGGAGAAACGGAUCGUUUGUGGGAACGGGUCAGUGACACUCUCCGCUAGCACGACUAUGGAGGGGGCACUAGUCAUGUGCUUAUGGGUGUAUUAAAUAACAAGGCUCUCCUACCCUAUGGCACAUGGACAAACCCUUGGACUCCUCUAAGGUCUGCUCGUUGAAAAUAAAGUGUUUCGAUUCAGUUUAUGUCAGACAAGCUCAGACAAUUGCUCAUGGCCGUUCAAAAACGACAUAAAUUCUGAGCUUCUACU
Messenger RNA from Ixodes scapularis (black-legged tick), 677 nucleotides. RefSeq lists its product as uncharacterized. Lineage: Eukaryota; Metazoa; Arthropoda; Arachnida; Ixodida; Ixodidae. Bases 57 to 389 code for a protein of 110 amino acids. The transcript has 4 exons. The record is from RefSeq and is a predicted model, not a curated record.